AUGGAUCUCCUUCCAGAAAACAUCCAAGCCCUCCUCCAACACCCCGCAAUCUCCUACAUCCGCACCUCAACCCAAGACCAACUAUCAACACACCUAUCCCACCUACGCUCAACCUACGUCCAACCAUACAUUAUCGGUCCCCUCUCCACAUUUCUAACCUCAACAAGCACCGCAGCAAUGCCAGACCUCAUCUCCGUCUUCAUGUUACUAGUUAUCCUCUUCAUUUCCCUUAAAAUCCUCGACUAUGCGCGCCGCGUAGUAAUGUUUUGGGUAACGCUGGCAUUCCGAUUUGUCUUCUGGGGCUCUCUACUUGGACUAGGAUUUUACGUGUACAAGGUUGGCGUGGAAAAUGCAGGACGGGAUCUUGGUUGGGUGUGGGGUGUUGUGAUGGGGUUUGUGGAGGAUUUUCAGGCUAGAAGUGCUGCGAAUGCGGGUGGUGCUGGCAGUGGUCCAGGUUGGGGGCGGGAUGCAGGUGCAGGAUCUAGAUCUGGGUCGACGAGGGGAAGUCGUGGGGCUUAUUGGUAA
Messenger RNA from Penicillium angulare, 525 nucleotides. Its product is annotated as Apq12 family protein. NCBI's taxonomy places the organism in Eukaryota, Fungi, Ascomycota, Eurotiomycetes, Eurotiales, Aspergillaceae. The coding region runs from base 1 to 525 and encodes 174 amino acids. The record is from RefSeq and is a predicted model, not a curated record. The transcript has 2 exons.